This is a messenger RNA of Prinia subflava (tawny-flanked prinia), 9659 nucleotides long. It is a transcript of the gene SCUBE1, whose product is annotated as signal peptide, CUB domain and EGF like domain containing 1. The coding region runs from base 129 to 3185 and encodes 1018 amino acids. The transcript is spliced from 23 exons. NCBI's taxonomy places the organism in Eukaryota, Metazoa, Chordata, Aves, Passeriformes, Cisticolidae. The record is from RefSeq and is a predicted model, not a curated record. Gene Ontology annotation, cellular component: cell surface. Gene Ontology annotation, molecular function: calcium ion binding. Gene Ontology annotation, biological process: signal transduction.
CCGCCCCCGCCGCGGGAGCCCCGGCGAAUCAGCGGGGCGCUGUCAGGGCGUCAGCGCCGGCGGCUCCGCGCGGCCGGCCCCGAGCGCGUCCCUUAUCGCAGACAGGCACCGGGGAUCGCAUCAUUAUCAUGGGCACUGUUUGCUUUUCGCGGCGCUGCUGUUUGCUUUUCGCUCUCGCCUGGGCCGGCAGGUUGGCGGGAGGCAGCGGGGGCGCAGAUGUUGAUGAGUGCGCCGAAGCCACGGAUGACUGUCAUAUCGACGCAAUUUGUCAAAACACACCAAAAUCAUACAAAUGCAUCUGUAAGCCGGGCUACAAAGGGGAAGGGAAGCAGUGUGAAGAUAUCGAUGAGUGUGAAAAUGACUUCUACAAUGGGGGUUGUGUCCACGAGUGUAUCAACAUUCCAGGCAACUACAGGUGUACGUGCUACGAUGGAUUCAUGUUGGCCCACGAUGGCCACAACUGUCUGGAUGUUGAUGAGUGUCUGGAUAACAAUGGAGGGUGCCAGCAGAUUUGUGUAAAUACUAUGGGCAGCUACGAAUGUCAGUGCAAAGAGGGCUUUUUUCUGAGUGAUAACCAGCACACCUGCAUUCAUCGCUCCAUUGAGGGUAUGAACUGUAUGAACAAAGAUCAUGGGUGUGCACACAUCUGCCGGGAGACACCCAAAGGUGGGGUUGCCUGUGAAUGUAGACCUGGCUUUGAACUUGCCAAAAACCAGAAGGACUGCAAAUUAACCUGUAACUAUGGGAAUGGAGGCUGCCAACACACCUGUGAUGACACAGAUACGGGCCCUGUGUGUGGUUGUCACCAGAAGUAUGCCCUGCACUCAGAUGGCCGAACCUGCAUUGAGAAGGAUGAGGCUGCAAUUGAGAGUUCUGAGUACAAUGCCACGUCAGUAGCUGAUGUGGACAAGCGGGUGAAACGGCGGCUACUUAUGGAAACAUGUGCUGUCAAUAACGGAGGCUGUGAUCGGACUUGCAAGGAUACCGCGACAGGGGUACGGUGCAGUUGCCCAGUUGGAUUUACCCUGCAGCCUGAUGGGAAAACGUGCAAAGAUAUUGAUGAGUGUUUGGUAAACAACGGUGGCUGUGACCAUUUCUGCCGAAACACAGUCGGGAGCUUUGAGUGCAGCUGCCAGAAAGGCUAUAAACUGCUCACAGAUGAAAGGACCUGCCAAGAUAUAGAUGAGUGUUCCUUUGAACGGACCUGUGACCACACCUGUAUCAACUACCCUGGAAGCUUUGAGUGUCUCUGCCACAAAGGCUACACCUUGUACGGACUGACGCACUGUGGAGAUAUUGAUGAAUGCAGCAUCAGCAAUGGUAGCUGUGACUUUGGGUGUCUUAAUACCAUGGGGAGCUAUGAGUGUGUCUGCCCCCCUGGAAAGAAACUGCACUGGAAUAAAAAGGACUGUGUUGAGAUGGUGAAAUGUCUCCCAAAUGCCAAACCAGCUCCCAAGGCUCAGCUAGUAUGCAGUAAAACAGGAGGCAUAGAGAGCUGCUUCCUGUCAUGCCCAUCCAAUACUCUUUUUGUUCCAGACUCAGAGAACAGCUACUCGCUGAGCUGCGGUGUCCCCAUGCAGCAGGGCAAGGCGCAGCCCCGGCGCAACUCCACCCUGCCCAGCUGCUCAGAUUCCCUAGCCCCUCCAAUCAAGCAGAAAGCUCGUUUUAAAAUCAAAGAUGCAAAAUGCCAUUUACGGCCUCGGAGCAAAGAAAAAGCAAAAGAUUCUGGGAAGCAGGCUGUUUCAGGAGGUCAGUUCCCCUGCACAGACAACUGCCAGGUGACCUUUGUCAAUCUCAAGUGUGAUUCCUCCAAGAAAAAACGCCGAGGCCGCAAGUCACCAUCAAAAGAAGUGUCCCAUAUCACUGCAGAGUUUGAAGUGGAGAUGAAGUCUGAAGAAGUCUCAGACACCUGUAACAUUGACUGUGUUCGGAAAAGGAUGGAGCAGAAGCUGCAAACUGCAAUCAAAACAUUGAGGAAAUCUAUUAAUAAACAGCAAUUUUACAUUCAGUUUUCUGGGACAGAAUAUGAAGUGGCUCAGAAGCCAGCUAAAGCUACUGAAGGGCAUGAAGCGUGCAGUACAGGGCAAGUACUGCAGGAUGGAAAAUGUGUGACCUGCAGCACGGGCACCUUCUAUAGCGGGGAGCACAAUCAGUGCGUCCCCUGCUCGCCAGGGACGUACCAGGACACCGAGGGCCAGCUCACCUGCGAGCCCUGCCCCAGCAACGACGGCCAGGGAGCGGCGGGCGCCCGCAACGUGUCCCAGUGUGGAGGGCAGUGUUCUCCUGGGCACUACUCUGCAGAUGGUUUUAAACCUUGUACAGUCUGUCCUCUUGGGACAUACCAGCCUGAACCAGGGAGGACUCUCUGCUUUCCCUGUGGCGGUGGGCUCGUGACCAAGUACGAAGGCGCUGUUUCCUUUCAAGACUGUGAAACCAAAGUUCACUGUUCUCCUGGACACUACUACAACUCCACAACACACAGAUGUAUCCGGUGCCCUGUGGGAACAUACCAACCUGAGUUUGGUCAGAACUACUGCAUCACCUGCCCUGGCAACACCAGCACAGAUUUUGAUGGCUCCACCAAUGUCACACAUUGCAAAAACCAGCACUGUGGAGGAGAACUGGGGGACUACACUGGCUACAUUGAAUCACCCAACUAUCCUGGAGACUACCCAGCUAAUGUGGAAUGCAUUUGGAAUAUAAAUCCACCCCCAAAAAGAAGAAUUCUCAUCGUAGUACCUGAGAUAUUUCUCCCAAUUGAAGAUGAAUGUGGAGAUGUUUUAGUAAUGAGAAAAAGUGCUUCUCCUACUUCAAUUACUACAUAUGAAACAUGCCAGACAUAUGAGAGACCUAUUGCAUUUACCUCAAGAUCGAGGAAACUCUGGAUUCAGUUCAAAUCAAAUGAAGGAAACAGUGGCAAAGGAUUCCAGGUCCCCUAUGUGACUUAUGAUGAGGAUUACCAACAACUAAUAGAAGACAUUGUUCGAGAUGGCCGAUUAUAUGCAUCAGAAAACCAUCAAGAAAUUCUAAAGGACAAGAAACUGAUUAAAGCUCUCUUUGAUGUACUGGCACACCCUCAAAACUAUUUCAAGUACACAGCACAGGAGUCAAAAGAAAUGUUUCCAAGAUCUUUUAUAAAGCUACUGCGAUCAAAAGUUUCCAGGUUUCUACGACCAUACAAAUAGUGUGGUCUAGUGGUAUUCAAUUUUUGGUUACUUUGCAUUCCUGUCAAAUACUGUCUUUCCUCCAUUGUAGAAACAUUUGCUAAUUUGAAAGCUCUUUUUUUGCAGUCUUUGUUCUCAAUUGUUAUUGAAGAACACCUAUAAUGUUUUAUAAUUGUGAAAAGUCAAUGUUCUGAAUGGGAUUCUUACUACAAAAAAAAUGCAUCCCUGAGUACAUCUAGUUGUAGAUCCAAAUUUUUGUCUGCACUAGUGUAUCCUCACUCUCCAUCUGAAAUCUCACCAUGUAAAAAUUUCUUUGUAGCUUUUUAUUUUUCAUCAACAAUAGCUUUUGUCAAAGAAAGGAGGAAUCUAUUCAAAUAUGAUUAAACUACCUGCAGAUAAGUUCUGUUAUAGAAAGAAGUAUGUAGUAUAAAUAAUACUUGGAUUUUGAAUUGCACUUGAAGUUUAUAUUUGAAUCUUUAGAAAAAAACAAAACAAUCUAAAUUUUGUUACUUCUCAUUUGUGGCUUGGUGGAACCUCUGUCCAAGUAGAAAUCAAAAAGAAAAAAAAGGAAGAAAAAAAUUUAUAAUUUUGUUCUAUGAAUUACAUGAGAUUGAGUCCCAUGCCCUAAUGUCCUAAUGUUUUUAUCUGUCCUCUUCUAAAGUUCUUCAGAGGUUUGCCACUGUCAAUUAUUUAAUUGAAACAGAUUUAGCUCUGGAUUUCCAUGCAUCACUUGGUCCCUUUAAAGACAUUUACAAUAGGAUAUGUGAGAAAUGAACAACAACACUAGUAGUCUUGGUUUUCUUUCCAUUAAGAGAGCAUCUAAUUAAGUACAAUAUAUAAAUAUAUAAAUAUAUACUUCUAUUUGUGGGUACAUUAGUAAUGUUAUCUCUAGUUACUGUAAAUAUUAUUUGUGCUUAAAUCUUUACUCCCACACACCCUAUUUACUCAUAUCUAUAUGUAACUUUGUGUAGACAAUUAAAUGACUUCUCCAAGUGCUUGUCACUUCUAUUAACACCCAACUGAAGCCUUUUGAGGUUUUAUAGUACUGGAUAAUGGUUUACUCUGGGACAAUCUCUUUCAAUAAGUAUUAUUCCAGGAAAAAUAGCACCAGUGAAGAUGCAGCUGGUGCCCAGUAAAGGGUCAGCUGUUGCCUCUUCCUUGGGACCCCCCAGAUGCAGACAGAGUCACCCUCAGGACAAAACACUUGCUGAGGGAGGAGCUCAGCAAGGAGGAGCUGGUGCUGGACCUGCUGUCUCUAAAACACUGAGAACACAACUGUGCCCAAGGCCCAGACUGUCAGGGGCUCAAGGUGAACAGGGCACGGUUUUGCAGAAGAGCUGGGGGUCAGGUUCUGUGUUUGCAGAGACCUGGCUCUCCCUUUUGUCCCAAAUUUGUAGCCACAGUGCCCAUCAAGCACAGGGACUGCAGGAGAGCUUUAGCCUUGUGCUCAGGCCCUGCUCACAGAGCAACAGUGGAUUUGCCAUGAUGAUAAAUCCAGGGUUUCCUGCUGGUUCCUGGCACAGAAGCUAAAUCAAAUGAGAGAGGAGCCUUUUUUUGUAGUAGUAUUUCAGCCUCCGUCCUUUUCAGUCCCUUCCUCUUGUGUAUCAUUUUCCCUUUUGAUUCUACAAGUUUAUUAAAUGGAGAAAUGAACUCUCCUGGCAGCAUCCUUUCAGAAAAAGACUAACACACAGUUUUGCUUUGCUGCAUUUUCUUUUUUGCCCGUCUACCCUGUAGUUUAACACGUCCUCAGAUGUUCUCAAAGACAUAUCUUAAGGGUGGUUGUGGUUAUCUUCUGACACUUUUUUGUCCUUGAGCAAGUACUUCUUAAAUUUACACAGUUGGUUUCUGUGGACUACAAGUGGUUGAAUAUUCCAUUUCUAUGAGAAAACACCUUAGAUAUCCUGUUGAGUUUUUCUACUUAACCAUCUUGUAAUUUUGCUAGCCUUCUUUCCUCUUCUCUUGAAGAAUAUAAUUUUUUUUUCUUUCUAUGCCUGAACAGCCUGACCAUACAGUCUAACAAUGCUUUUUUUUCCACUCAUGGACCUCAAAUCUUUGGUGAGCUUUCUUUAUAAUAUAUACAUUAACCCUUGUUCAAAAAUGUCAGUUCUCCAUAAAAGUCGUUUGUUAAAGGCUGUUUACUUUUUCUUGAGGAUGUUAAAACUACUUUUAUUUAUUAUUCAUCAAGGGUCACUAGAAAGAACAUUUUCAUUAUUUUUUCUUUAACACUAGUUAUUUGUACAAAAAAAAAUUAAAAAGCAAAAAUCUCUUCAGGUACUCAAUUAUGCAGGAGUAUAUAGCUAAAAAACUACUUUAGCCAGACAGUAGUUCAAAAUCUGAUAGGUUAUUCAGAGUUUUAUUCAGAUCCAUUAGAAUGAGUCAGGAUUGCAGCCAUUCUACAGAAAGAUAUGAAGGAAAAGAUAUGAAAAAUAUGGUGAAAAAUAACUUCCUCACUUGGCAAAUGAUUCACAGUGAUCUUUAGUAUUUCAAACUUGAGUAAGCAAACUUCAGAACCUGGUACUGUGCACUGAGUUUAGUAAAAUCCUUGCUAAAACUUUUGUUUAACAACCAACAUAUUUGGAUGUAAUAUCAUUGUAUGGCAGUGAUGCCAGACUCCAGAAACCACUGGCAGCACCAUAAUGUUUUCCAGGUUCUUAGCUCCAUGGGAAGUCCAGUGCCAGAGAGAAAGUGUAAGGGACAUGUCCCGGUUCUGGCCACUGGUAGUGAGACCUCAACAGAGCUGUGAGAGGUGAAUACAGGCGAGAGAAAUUGCAUUUGGCUCUGGUACCACCUGCCCUGACUUAAAACCACACUACAAAAAGCAGGGGUUUGUCCAGUUCAUCCUGACAUACAACCUGAGAGUGAGGCUGAUGUUCCCCAGAGCCACAUCAGGGCAGGGACUCCACAGUCAGGACAAGGCACUUGAGGACUUCUGUGGCAAACACAGGCUUUGUGUUGCUGAAGGAAGGUGCUGAAAAAAAGAGAAUAAUUUGACCCUCAAAAGUUGACACUUAAAUACUUGUAAACAGAGAGAGGGUUCAUAUCUGAUAUAUUUAGAAAAUGAGUUAGGCUUGAUCGCCUGCCGCUCUGCAUAGAAAUGCUCUUGGAUGUGUAAAUUUCUAAUGAAGUAAGUAAUGACAAGUGACAUAUAGGGCAGUCUGAACUGGUUUCAGUUGAUUCAAAGAACAGCACAGAAUUUUUAUAUCAGCUCUAGAAAUUAAACAUGCUUUGAUUUUCAUACUAGAUUUACAGUUACAGAAACUGGCAGUCACCAAAUAGGAGGUGAGUUCAGCUCUUCAUCUGUUAGUGUAGGAUGCCUUCAUUGUCAGAGAACCUCUUGCUACUACACAAUAACAGCACACCAACAAAGAAUGUUUUCUUCUACAGAGAAGACCUAUACACAUUAGGGAAUCAAAAACCAUGUAAAGAGAAAUACAACUGCCUUCAAGCAAACCAGCUUCAUGAACGUGGCAGAAUAUAACAUUUUAGCUUUUACCCUGAAUAUUAAAUACUGCAUUUGAACAUAUCAAUAAAUACAGCCCUGUAUCUGUUCUUACAGAAUUACACAUUGUCUGCAGGACAAGUGCAACAACACAUUUAUGUGUUAUUACAGGUAGACUGAAGAAGUUCCCACCUGUGAUUGCCCAAUCCAAUGCACAAACAGAGCUCUAUAUUUUCAAUUUGCAUAUGCCUGUAUGCUAAAAAGCUGCACCUGCUGCACUUACCAUUUUCAGCCUCUCUUUCUGCUUUAAAUCCUGCACUUAUUUUUAGGGAGGUAGUGGUGAAUCAUCCCUAAACAUUUUCACAGGCUACCAGAUCCCUGCCUGCACACCUGCUGCAGUCCAGGGCACUGCAGCAAUCACAAGUUGCUCAUCAAGCCUUGAGUUGUGCCUUGAAAGUGCCGAGGACACAGAGGUGCCUGUGUGUGUCACCUGAGUACAGGGAGCAGCAGGACUCUGUGUUCAGUGCAUUGCCACACUGCAUCUUGCCUUCAAUAAAAAGACUUAUUCUGCCUGGAGAUUUAGCUCACUGAAACUGGAUUUAAAGGUUCUGAAGUCUUUCAGCCCAUUUUCAUGCCCUUUCUUCUUCCAUUGUACAUUAGAUUUUUACUUAAAGACCAACUUUUCAAAAGAAUUUUAUUUCCUCAUUGUGCCUCCCCCAUAGAACAAAGUUAUGACUACUUAAGAUUUAGAUUAAUCCUUCCUACACAGCAGCUUCAUUCUAGAGUGAGCUUACUCAAAAGUAAGUAAGCUUACUUAAAACCAGCUUACCUUGUAAGCCAGAUUUAGUUUAGUUUAGUUUUAGACUAGCUUAAAUAAAUACAGGAUUGGUCAGAGGUUUCACAGGGUCCAUACUCUGAGCUGUCAGCAGGUUUUAAAGAGCACAGCUCACCAGAAAUCCUGUCUGUGAGCAGCAGGCAAGGAUGCUGCCACAUGAGUGAGAAACAUCCUUUACAUGUGUUCAGCAUUCCAAAAGAACAGUCAGACUCCACCCUGUGCCUUUUUAUAAGCCUGCCCAACACAUUCAAAUUUCACAGGUCAGUCUUACCUAUAAAAAAAACAGUUUUAAUCUUACCUAUAAAAAACCCUGCAGACAGCAGGUUAGGAACUUCAGGAGCAAAAGUAGUGCUGUGAUUCUUAUACAGGGUCUGCUGACAGGUGUUUGACAGCAAAACUCACCUGCUCUGUGACAGCUCCCAUGUCUGGACUCUACCUUUGAAUGCUCUUAAAAACUUAGCUGGAGUAAAAUCUUCAACAACUGGACCCAGUGGCAAAUUUCUCAGCCACCUCGGGGGUCUGGAUGAUUUCUUAAUGAUGGGAAUGAGUGACACACACACAGUUCCUUGUAUCUGCAUCAUGAGUUCAAGGAGUUGCAUUUUUUCAUAGUUUAAAACCACUGAUUGACAGGAAUGGGAGUAACUGGAGGAGUUCUUAUAGAAUCUCAGUAUUCUGGGACUUUAUUGAAAUAGUUUUUGAGAAUGAGAGACUGUUGUAAGCACUUGGGAAAAGGAAUACUUUUGUCUUCCAGAAGAAUUUAUGGAAGAAGGGAAAUUUCUGUAAGGUACUAUGAACUUACUCCUCAGUGAGAGACUUGGAUUCAGAGACAAGUCUUGUGUUUUACCUCUCAUCUGAAUAGAAGCAGAGUGGGAAAUAAACAAUGUCAAAAAGCUGUUAUCUAAGGAUCUGAAUAUAUACAAUUCCAGUUUGUUAUUUCAUUUAUUUAUUCUUUCAUCAUAAAGCUUUUAAUCUAUAAAAUUAAUAUGUAAUAUACAAGAGUAAUGUACAGAAGUACCUUUAGAUCUAAUAAUUUAAACCAUCUGUAUUCAGAGAGUGGAGAUAACAAGUUAAAAGAUAUACAAACAAUUGCAAUUCAAUUUUCUCAAUAUCUAGAAAAAAGUGGCGUUGAUUAAUUAAACUUUAUUUUAAUUAUUGUGAAAAUAUCUUUUUUAGAGUUUGUUUUUGUUACUUUUUUAAUUAAAAUUAUUUUGUAAAUAUUGUUUUCUAUGUUUUAUAACUUAGGCCAUUAAUUUGCAUUGAGAGCAGCAGGGACUCAACACGUUGAUUAUAAAGAUACUUUAGGAGACCAGGAUGGAUGUGAGGCAGUUGCCAGAUUUAUCAUUCCAGAUUACAGAUUCCUGUUAUUUCUUCAGUCUUACCAGCAUGACAGGAAGAGUUUUCUGGGGCAAUUUAGCAUCCUAAUUUAAACAGAACUGACUAUCAAGUGUCAUUCUAAAGUGCUUCCUAUUUUCAUACCAUAAAAAAGAAUAUGUAUUUAAAGUUAGUGCUGGUUCUUCUUCCAUUGUUAGGAUAAGAAACAACACAGAACUCAGAAAUAAAAGGGAAUGUAGCAGAUUACACACAUGGAUAGUGGAAGGAAAGGAAAGCUGUGGGAUCUCUAUGCUCGUAGGGAGCUGUGGAAGUAAUAAAACCUCACAUUGGAUCCAAUCACAGAGCCCUUUUUAGGCAAAACCACUGAGGCCUGUGGUAUUUUCACCUGCAGAAAAGUUCAUUAUGAUCAUGUCCAUCACCAGUUUAAGCAGGAAUUUCCAGCAGGCUGGACUUCUGGGGGAAGCACACGGGGUGUAAUAUUGGCUUCUGCAUCAAUUUGCUCCACGUAAACCACUGCACAGGAGUGAGGUUUUAAACUGAACUGUUGUCGAUGCUGCUGGGACUUCUAAGCUUUAUUACCAAUGUAAAUUGUGUACAAACAGCUAUUUCCAUAUGAAGUGUACAAUAAUAGUUUAGAGCAAGGGUAGUGAAUAACUGUACAAAAUUUGAUACUUAGAAAAUAAAAUACAGUGCUAAGCUUUACCAAUAUUUUAACAAUUCUGUCAGAUUUAUAGUAGAAAAUGUUGUUGUAAAUGUACCUUAUAAGAAAAUACAUUUCCUUUUGCCUCUGUAUAUUAAUAGCUUUGAUUUCUAUGUCAAAGUUAAAAAUGAAGCAUGUAAUAAAACUUUUGUUAAAAUCACUUUCAUAAUAAACAUAAAAUGAAAUGGA